Messenger RNA from Stylophora pistillata, 647 nucleotides. RefSeq lists its product as uncharacterized. Lineage: Eukaryota; Metazoa; Cnidaria; Anthozoa; Scleractinia; Pocilloporidae. Gene Ontology annotation, biological process: protein phosphorylation; G protein-coupled receptor signaling pathway. Gene Ontology annotation, molecular function: G protein-coupled receptor activity; protein binding; protein kinase activity. The record is from RefSeq and is a predicted model, not a curated record. Gene Ontology annotation, cellular component: membrane.
CAGACUUCUGCUGCUGGAUGCCUAUAAUUAUUAUCAGCAUUUUGUCUCUGACAGGAAAUUUUUAUGAUCCGCACAAAAUUGCCUUCGUGUGGAUCGCAGUGUUUGUUCUUCCGUUAAACUCUUCCCUUAAUCCAAUCCUGUAUACAUUUUCUACCGAGAGAACGAAACGAAGUUUAUCCAGAAAGAGGAAAAAUAUCACUGGUAUGGUUAUGAAGACCUUGAAUAGUCGCGCUGGAGAUCAAUCUACUAUGGACUACUUGAGAACGUAUGCUGAAAACACUUUGGUCUCCACUGCCGAUUCCAGUCCCCAGCCGGUUAUAAGAAUUGUGGAAAAACGGAAACAAAAAAGUAAACAAGUGAACACUAAAUUAAAACUGAUCGAAGUAGUGGAUAUCUUUAAAGAAGACACUGCAGGGAAGCGUUCAACUGGUUACGUCACCGCUUGGUGCGAGGAAGAAGGAGUACUUGGCAUGGUAUUACUGAAGUACUUCGGAAAGGAAAUGAAGGAAGACUGGACUCGAGAGAUCGAUAUAGUACAAGACCUUUCUAGUAACGAAGAUCCGCAUGACAAUCUUCUUCGUUAUCGCUGGCACUCUAAAGGCAAGUGGCCAUCUUUAUUAAAAAAAGAUACAUCCCUCAUUUCAUAG